Messenger RNA from Arctia plantaginis, 1836 nucleotides. Lineage: Eukaryota; Metazoa; Arthropoda; Insecta; Lepidoptera; Erebidae. The record is from the annotation of a GenBank genome assembly.
AUGGCGAUCAGGCAUGAUAUCAGCAUCAUGGAUAGCAAUUUCUUACCGGCUGACCCGCCGCCGAUAACGGAAGUGUCGUACCAACCAAAGACUGACUUAGCAACCGAGUACUUCAAUACGUUUAAUCAGAUAUGUGAAAAUUACCGACCGGAGUCCGAUGUGAACCUUCGCCAAACUUCGGAUAGUCUUCGGCUCUCGUCGGAAAUCCUCGACGGUGUUCGCUCUGAGUAUAUAAACACAGACUUUACCGGCAAAGACUAUGACUAUAGUGCGGAAAAAGUGUUUUUGAGUGGCAAGGACGAACAUAUCUUUCAAUUUGGACAGCCUGACGCUUCGGCGUUACUCAGGCACAGAGCGAGAAGAAGAUAUAACGAAGAGCAUGGGCUGCAACCGCCUGCUACGACAAGUCAGGAGAGUGGGUAUGGCAGCGAUGAAUUCGGCCACGACUCCCCGUCGCGGUACGCAUCCCCCAAAGGCGCGGGCGCAGGCGGCGCGUACCAGGAAGCGUACUACGCGGGCGGCGAGUGGGCCGCGCCCUAUUACCAGCCGCCACCGCCGCCUUACCAGCACGACCCUUAUGCUACGUCGCCUGGUAUAGCAGGCGCCCCAGUGGGUGAGGCAGGCGGUGGGGCGGAACUACCUUUGCCGCCGAUGUCCUCCUUCCGCGCCGCCGCACCUCAUCAUUCGCCCACAGAUCCCAUGCUCGUCGCCAAACCGUCGUUGCAACCGAUAUAUGGAGGGUCCGCGAGUACCCCAACAGUGGGAGCAGCGGAAGCUGGUAGUUUAUCGUCGUAUGGCUCGUCGCCCUCAACGCCUGUACACUCGCCGCCACCGCUCCAUGCGCGCUUGUACCCUGCACCUCCCGGCCCACCUGCACCACUUAAGCACUCACCCGCGCACACGCACACGCAACUUCAUGUACAUCAUCAUAAUGGACAGCAAUCAAACUGGGUCUCCUCUGGUGUGUCAUCUCCCCCUUCAGCGUCGACACCACACGCUCCUAUACCCGCUGCAGUGCUACCAAACGGACACCAUCAGCCCAUGCCCGUGUUCAAUAGUGCUGUUAUGGGUGGGGGAGCCGAGCAGAGACAACUGGACGAGGCCAUGGUGUUCCUUCGAGAACAUAACGAUGUUGGUGCUCGUAUGGAGGAGAGGCUGGACGACGCCAUCAACGUGCUCCGCAACCACGCGGAGGCGCCCGACCUCUACCCGCAGGACAUGCACCACCCGCACCCGCCACCACAAGUGUCUCGGCUGGCGGUGGGCGGAGGUCUCCCCCUGCACUCAGAGCCCCCCAUCAAAAUGGAGAGACACGUAUUGCCCAAUACGAAGAAGCGCAAGGAGCCGCCGGACUCGGGGCUGGACUCGAAGCCGUCCUCGUCGGGCUCGGCCGACGCGCUCGCCAACAAGGCGCCCAGCUCCAAGCGCUCCCGGAGAUAUUGUUCGUCGGCGGAUGAGGACGACCUGGAUCCAGACACGAAGGCGGCGAGAGAGAGAGAGCGACGACAGGCCAACAAUGUUAGAGAGAGGAUAAGAAUACGCGAUAUAAACGAAGCGCUAAAGGAACUAGGUCGGAUGUGCAUGACCCAUCUGAAGAGCGACAAGCCGCAGACCAAGCUUGGCAUCCUCAACAUGGCCGUGGAGGUCAUCAUGACGUUGGAGCAACAAGUUAGAGAACGUAACUUAAAUCCGAAAGCGGCGUGUUUGAAACGCCGCGAGGAGGAGAAAGCAGAAGAAGCGCCCAAACUGCUGCCAGCGCCGCUACAACACUAUCAACCCAUGCCGGGCAUGGGCCAGCUCCCGGGCCAGCCGCCGACGGGCGCGCCCCCCCAAUAG